Molecule: messenger RNA, 800 nt
Organism: Cyclopterus lumpus (lumpfish)
Lineage: Eukaryota; Metazoa; Chordata; Actinopteri; Perciformes; Cyclopteridae
Product: trypsin-like
Exons: 5
Coding region: 12-767 (251 amino acids)
Biological process (GO): proteolysis
Molecular function (GO): serine-type endopeptidase activity
Source: RefSeq, a predicted model, not a curated record
UCACCGGCAUCAUGCGCGCGCUGCACACGCUUCUGAUCGCUCAUCUCCUGGCGUGUCUCGGACCAAACGCCGAUGGGAGCAAAAUCAUAAAUGGGACCAAGGCCGCGAAGAACUCGAUGCCGUACAUGGCCGCGUUGUUGAGCGGGUCCGCAGUGGCGUGUGGAGGGUUCCUGAUCCGGGACGACUUCGUGCUCACCGCCGCACAUUGUGUCCAUGUCACGCACGUUGUUCUCGGCACCAACAACGUACGCGACGGUGAUGGAUUGAAAUUAUCCAUCGUCAAGGCCAUCAAACACGAAUGCUACGAUAGCAAUAACUUAAAGAAGGGUUGGGACAUCAUGCUCCUCAAACUGCAGACGAAGGUUCCGCUUGGCGGCAAGAUAAAAACGAUCGAUCUUUCCACGACCGCGAUCGGACCUCGGGUGGAGUGCCAGGUGGCUGGAUGGGGCGCGAUCAAGAGCAACGGCGCCGUCGUGGACGAUCUGACAGUGGUGGACGUCUCCACCGUCGGCCUGAAGGCCUGUCAGGAUAAGUGGUUGCAGCUUUCCGACAAUGUUAUCUGUGCAGGCGGUCACGAUACGGGAAAAGGAUUCUGUCAGGGCGAUUCCGGUGGUCCUCUGGUGUGCAACGGGAAGGCUGCUGGGAUUGUGUCUUUCAACUGUAACAAACGCUGCGAUUACAAAGAGGACAGCGAAUUACCCAACGUGUACACCGAUGUGUCAAAGUACGUGGACUGGAUCAGAGAAAACAUCAUAGCCAACGAGUGAACAUCGUGCUCAGCUUAUGCUCACCGUGAUAUG